Nilaparvata lugens (brown planthopper) is the source of this 5674-nucleotide messenger RNA. RefSeq names its product protein phosphatase 1 regulatory subunit 14B. The record is from RefSeq and is a predicted model, not a curated record. The transcript is spliced from 5 exons. Gene Ontology annotation, cellular component: cytoplasm. Gene Ontology annotation, biological process: regulation of phosphorylation. Gene Ontology annotation, molecular function: protein serine/threonine phosphatase inhibitor activity. Bases 401 to 916 code for a protein of 171 amino acids. NCBI's taxonomy places the organism in Eukaryota, Metazoa, Arthropoda, Insecta, Hemiptera, Delphacidae.
AGUCUUUUGCAGAGCUCUUCAACCUACAGCUAUUAUUGCAAACUCAUCGUUCACUGACUCUAGUACAUCUCAGAGGUGAACUGUGUUGUUUAUUUGAUGGUUGGAGAUACUUUGUGUCAGCUGACUCUGUUGCGACAAUAUCCUGAGAGAGAGAGAGAAUGGGAGGGAGACAAGCCAUCGUCGUUGUAAACGGGCGGAUAGUCAAGUCGACUCCAGUCGGCAGUCUUCAGUCUACUUCUCAUCUUCAGCUAGUGGUGUACUCUGUUACCGUUGUUCUGUGGCCUCCGUGUUGUUGUUGCUGUUGUAGUUCGAAGCUGCAACAACUGUCAGUGUGCUUAAAAGCGUGAUAGAUAACCAGUAUCAGUUUUCCGGUCGACAUUUUUUUCGUUAUACAUCGAAGAUGACAUCCAAGCUGAGACGUCCGCCUCUUUUCUCUUACGCCGAUGGGAAUCGCUGCUUGGCUUCUUAUCCGCAGUACAAUCUGUCGGCCCCUUGCAAGAAGAAGCAGCCGUACCAGAUGGAUUGCGUGGUGGCGGGAGCGGGAGGUGGUCUAGUGACCGAGCGAAGUCCGGCCAAGUCAGGACUUCAUGUAAACUUCACCGACAAGGGUGAAGUGAAGGAACGCCGCGAAAAGUUUCUCACCGCAAAGUACGGAAGUCACCAGAUGUCGCUCAUACGCAAGCGCCUUGCCGUCGAGAUGUGGCUCUAUGACGAACUGCAGAAACUCUAUGAAUCAUCGGAAACUAGUACAACCAAAGCACGUGAAGUGGAAGUAGAUAUAGACGAACUACUCGAUAUGGACAACGAUGAGCAGAGAAGACGACAUUUACAGGAACUUCUAUCCGAUGCCAAAAAGUCUGCACAUGACGUAAAGAAAUUCGUCGACGAUCUCCUAGAAAGGACAAAGACACUGUAGAGUGGUGAGACGGGAGAUGAGAAAGCUCUUUACGGAGAGGGUUAUCUUUUAAUUAUUGGAAAUGCGCGAGUGACGACGUCUGAAGAAAGUUUAGAGAUAAGAAAAAGAUGAGCCACCCUUUCCACCCUUCUCCUUUCUGUCUGGCGGCCAAUCAUUUCGGAGAGGAUGAUGAUGAUGGUCGUGCAUUUGUGUUGAGGUCCCCGCUGUCAUCAGGACGUUUUUUUAAUCGUUGAACGUCUGAAGCCUUCGUUGUUCCUGUUCCAGUAAUGAUAUCCGAUCAAGGAAUCGUUCCGGUCACCGCUUUCUAGGGAGAGCAGACUCAACGAUCCAAAGUGUCCGCAAAUGGCAAACAAUCAAUUCAACUCAUCCUUACUGUUUUAUAUAAUAUAUAGAUAGUGUGCCAAUAAAGUCUUAUGAGCUCUGGUGUGUUCUGUUACUUCAAAAACUCUAUUAUUUCUGGAGCUAUGAAGGGCUGUGACCCAUAUAAACUAUUAAAGUAGUUCUGAGCGAUUAAUUUGUGUACUUGGAUGUUGUUGUUGAAUGAUACCAGAAAAUAUCAUAUAAUUCCUAAAGAAAAUACCUCUUUCUUGGAUUGAAAAAUUUCCACUAUACUGUAAUGUUAUGUUUUUGGUCUCUGAAACUGAAGAACUUUAAAAUCACAAUAAAGUGGUGGUUUAUAAACAUUUGUAGUUAAUUGAUUCAUUGAUUAUAAUCUUUUCUUAAAAAUUCCAUGAACUACCGGUAAUUUGAAAUCUUUAACGGGUGAAAAUUAUUGUUUUAUUCGAUUAACAUUCAAAUUUUAUUCAAUAAAAUCAAUCAGUUCAAAAGAGUUGAUAUAAUUUCAAUUUUUCUAGUUCUAGAGACCACGAAUCAUUUUCUGAAUUAUAUAUUGUAUCUCAUUCUGAGUGUUUCAUUCACUAGAACAUUCCAUUGAAAUCCAGUCAUUGAAAAAAUGAUAAAGGAUCCAAUGUUACCUGCAUUUAUUCUUGAAAGCUCAAUGAAAAUUAUCAGAAGUCUCACGAUUAGAGUUUAUCAUUCAAAAUGAAAUUACUUUGAUGCGAUACUAUAAUAUAAUGGAAGCGAUUUUAUGAAAAAUCACUUCCAAGAACACACAUCAGGUUUUACUCAACGUUUUAGAAAAGUUGAUAAUUUUUUAACUCAUUCUAAUUUUAUUCAAACUGAUUGCUCUCUCUAGAAAGCACUAAUACGAACUCUCCAUUUCCAAGUAUGUUAUCUAAUUUAGAAUCCAUUUUUUGUCCUAGAAUUUAGAGUAUUAGGUAGAGGUAAUUCACUGUACAUUGUUCUCAAUAUACAUUAUACAAUAAAAAUUGUAAUGAUAAUAAUACUGUAAUAACGCUAAAUAGUAAUAAUGAACGUGUAAUCUUUUCAUUCAACGUGAAAGGAAUCUCCAGUUAAUUCGAAGAUGAAUGAAGGUCUCCAAUGUUUGAGGCAAUUUCUUUAUCAGAUAAGAACUGAACAAUGAUAAUAAUCAAACGCCUACUUAAGCUUUCAAUUGAAUUUGGAAUUUCAUUUUAGACUUGAGACUCAACUCAAAGAGAAAACUUGUGCGGCCUAAACAAAAUAUUAUCAAUGUCAUGAAAAUGCAAAUUAUGAUUAUCCUAGAUUAUGAUAAAUAUGAAUUCAGCAAAGAAGUUGUUAAGUGAGUGUUUCAAAAACCUGUAGACAAUCAAUAGAACCUACUGUAAAACGCCUUUGGUAUGAAAAACAUCUUAAAUGCCACCAAAUCCUUUAUGAGUAUUUACAUUUACUUUUUCAUUUAUAGGACUAUUUUUUUAAUAUUCAUGGAAAACUUCCCAUAAGUUAUCAAGGCCUAGAGCUGAAGCGCAAUUGAUCAUAGAAAUGACAAGAUAAGGCCUAAGACUACUAUAGAACACUUGAAAAGGCAAUCUGGAAAGGCAUUCUGCAUAAGUGCAAAAUUGUGCUGAAUUUACAAGGAUUUUGAGGAAGAAAUUGAAUUUAUGUUAGUAAUGAUAAUGACUUGAAUGAUGAAGCUAGGUCUACUUUGUCCUUUGAGCCAGAUAGGCUGUGACAAAUAAGAAAUAUAUCAGGCUCUAAUAAAAUAUACAUGAGUUGGUUAAUGAACUGUACUUUUCCAAGUGAAAUACCGUAUCAGAAAAUUGGAGAACUUCUUUCACUGUUGAUAUAAUAAUAUAUUAUAUAGUAAAUCAAAUUGAUUUGUAAAAAGAUUUUACGAACAUUAUUGUAGAAGGACUGGAAGCCAGACUUAUUGCUCUGACAAAGUGUAAUUUAACCAAUGGAGCUUCCUGAACUGGUACAAUCUUCUCCGAAGGUUCAGUCUGAAUCGACCCCACCAUCUGCAUAUUAUGAUUCUGGAAAUGCCCUAAGAAUACAAUACAAAGAAGAUAAAUAUAUACAUAAAAUGUAACAGAAUCUUGAAUUGAUUGUUGAAAAACUAGCUGCCAUCUUACUAAAAAGAGGUAGACCAGAAAUCGGGAUUGAUCAACAUCGCCUUCCUGGACUAGAAAUAGAGAAUUUGACCUGAUCGGACAUAUUGCUCAAUCGUUUGAAAUGGACAUCAUAAUUAAUAUCCGAGCACUUUUUAUCGCGUUAUGCCUUAUUGUGUCAAAUUUCUCAAUUCGAGGACUAAUAUGAGUCUUGUUACAAUAUGCAAUGUACUUAUACAUCUUCUUUGUACUGAAUCUUGGAUUUUAUUCUGAAGUAAUAAUGAUGUCGGACUAAGAAUAAAAUACGUAUGUAAAAUCAAUCAUAGCAUUAUUGUGUAACAAUUAUUGUAGAACACCAAUCCGUUACAUAUAUUUAUCAUGAAAAUAUAUGAAUGGCCUAAACUUAAUAUGCAUCAUCGUUAUAACAUAUAAAAUUUUCCAGGUGUUUCCGAAUAUUUUAGCCAUCAAAGAAAUUAUUAGAAUUGUAAGCUUGUAAGUGUUAUGAAUUUUGUGAAUAUUAUUGAAAACGGGAACCCGUUUUUCUAAUAAUAGCCUAUAGUACUGUACUGUGUUAUUGUCCAUUGAUGAAAGUAGCCUAAUUACACACGUUGCAAUGAAUCUCUUUUAUAUCCAAAAAUAUAAUGUCCAAAUAAAAUGCGAAUCUCAUCCAGUUUACUAAGACAGGUAUUUGAAAAUGUCUCAUGUUUUUUAAUAUUUUACAUCAUUCUCAAUAAUUCUAAGAUGUAGAUUAAUCGUAACAAAAUGAUAAGAUUAUCAAGAAUACCGAAUAGCUACUACAUUUAUUGGAAAUAAACUGAUCAAUUGUGCAUUAGAUCACGGCGAAUAAUACAUACUGUAACGGUAGUAGGUAGGCCUACUUACAUUUUCUAAGUAUCAACUGUGGAAUCGACUGCCGUUCAAAGUAAUACUUUGAAAUGUGUCUUUGAUAUUUGAUAAACUUUAUACAGUACACUAAUCCUCAUCAAGUAUGAUAGAAUAAUAUAUUUUCUAGAAUAUUAUUGCAAUGGAUCUAGAUAACCAACAUUAGAUUUAAUCAUUGAAAUCCUCUCCAAAAAAAUUAAAUUCUAUGUAUAAUUUUCUUUACAAAAUUUUCAGCUCAACAUUAUUUUUUCUAAAUUGUAUAAUGAACAUAAUCGUUUUAAUUUGUGUAGGAGAGAUUUUUGAGAUCCUAAGAUUACUUUCAUUUGAAUGCUAUCAGUAACAUAGAGAAUGAAUACUGGGAGUUAAUAAUGUAUUUGGAAAAAUACAAUCUUUAUCUCUGUACGAAAAUAUUUAAUAUAUUAUAUUCUACUUAAUAAAAAUGACUCAAAUCAAAUUGUCUAAUAUAAAAUGCAUAAGUCAUUUUUCUUUCUCCAUAAUAACUGGAACUUUUUGUAUUAUCAAUUUGUUACAUGAAGUCAUCAUAAAUCGUAAUUUGCAAGCAUAUGGUAAUUUUGAAGUUUUAUCUGUUAUUUAUCAAGAAGCAAAGCUAAGCUUUCAUACUUGCUUUGAUAAUUAAUUGGAUAGCGACAACAUAAAAUUGAGUUACAUUAUGGAAUAAGAUCCGUUCCAAAUGACUGUAUGAGACUGAUCAUAGAUCAUUGCAAUUAUGUGUUUUUGAGAGACAUUGUGUUCACAUGAAAUAGUUGAAUAACUUUGGAUAUAAUCGAUUUUUAGCCGUAAACAACAAUAAUGUUGUCAGUGCUUCAACUUAUAAUCUCAUCUAGGUCUACGGAAAAUUUCUAUGUGGAAAAUAUUUAUAGAAUGUAGUUCUUACAUUCUAUUGGAAUUUUUAAUUACUGUUUUUCUAGUUUUAUUUUUUUCGAGCAAACUUAUACUACAUUAGAAUGAAAAGGGAUUGGGCUAGGCUAUCAGAGAAAGUAACGUACUUCAAUGAGAUGAAUGAACUCCUUUCUUUCAUCUCUCGACUCUAUUAUUGUAAUAAUUCCUUACAUAUAUUCAUAAAAUCGAUCUCUCAUAUACAACCUUCCUCUGUAUAGAUGUUGCACAAAACCAUUUCAGAAAUUUCACAUCCACUACCUAUAGGCUACAAUAGGCGUAUGUAAAAAAGUUACUUUUACAUGUUAUUACAAUAUUAGUAAUAUAAUUAUAAUUGUUCCGUAAUUUAAUUUGUUGAUAAAUUAGCUGUGUAACUACGAUAUUGAUGCUAUUUAUAAUUUUCUUUUUAAAAUUAUUAUAGAGUAUAGGUUAUUAAUGAAUUCUUGAAAUGUUCGAUUAUAAGUGAGAAUUCGAAUUGCUUGUUUGGUCUGUGUGUAUGUGUUCAUGAUUGUUUCUCAAAAAUGAUUUUUAAUAAAUUGUAUGUGUAUUACAA